Messenger RNA from Aspergillus calidoustus, 4290 nucleotides. The record is from the annotation of a GenBank genome assembly. NCBI's taxonomy places the organism in Eukaryota, Fungi, Ascomycota, Eurotiomycetes, Eurotiales, Aspergillaceae.
AUGGCCGAACAAGACUUUGAGUCGUCCAAGGUCCUGGAUGAUAGCAUCGCCGGCGUCGAAGCCGUCGGCGCUGAGGGCCUCGAAGCCAUCAAAGCUCUCCUCCACAGUCAACAUGGCAAAGGCGAAGCAUCGAGGAUUGGCGUGACAUUUGACAAUCUCUCUGUAUCUGCUGUCGCCGGAACGGAAGUGCCAGUCAAGGCACUCCCGAGAGCUGUUUUAAACACCUUUGGCCCCGACCAGUACAACUUCAUCCGCACACAUGUCCUGAAUCGCUUCCUCGGCAGCAAACACUCGCGAAAUGCUCGAACUUUGCUUUCAGGAUUCACCGGAAUCGCCAAGCCAGGAGAGAUGGUCCUAGUUCUUGGACGUCCAGGCAGUGGGUGCUCGACCUUUCUACGGACGAUAGCCAACGUUUCCACCCUCUCGCAGACGGGCGACGUGCAUUAUGCCGGUGUGCCUGCGCCAGACUUCCGACAGAAGCACCCUCGCGAGACGAUUUAUCUGCCAGAGGAAGACCGACAUGUGGCUUCUCUCAGCGUUCGACAGGCAAUCACGUUUGCCCUUCGUACUUGCCUUCCCAGUGGCUCUCGCGAUCCGGCGCUGGUGGCCAAUCUGGUCGAUGCGAUCGCGAGGCUUUUCGGUCUGAAGCAUGCGCUUGAUACACCGGCUGGAGGGGCCUUUAGUCCUGGGAUUUCUGGUGGAGAGAGAAAGAGAUUGUCCAUUGCGGAACUUUUCGCAGCGGGAUCCUCAGUCCAGUGUUUCGAUAACUCGACGCGGGGGUUGGACUCGUCAACGGCUCUGGACUUUGUCAAGGCUCUCAGGGUAUUGACAAAUGUCGGGCAAAAGACCAGUCUAGCAACGCUCUACCAGGCUGGAGAAGACAUCUACCGGACAUUUGACCGUGUCAUCGUACUUGAUCAAGGCCAUGAAGCCUUUUUUGGAAGCACCACUGAAGCCUGGGCAUAUUUUGAGAACUUGGGAUUUGUCCCGAUUCCAGGACAGACAACUGCUGAGUUCUUGAUGACUGUCACGGAUCCUGAUCAGCGACGGACGCGGCCUGGAUCACAGGCGGAGAAGAUCAAGUCUCCCGCUGAACUAGCCCAGGCGUUUGGAGAAUCAGACCAGUUCAAGCUGCUCCAAGCGGAAAUCCAAAGCUACCAAACCGAGGUCAAAGCCAAGCAGGCACCCCCUCCAUCUGACACGUACGCCUUGUCCUUCCCCGUUCAGGUGGUCGAGUGCUUCAGAAGAGAAAUACAGCUCGUCAAAGCUCAGCGACACGUCUAUUACACAAAAUGGGUCACAACUAUCAUCUUGUGCCUGGUCUGCGGAAGUGUUUACUUUGACAUUACGAACAAUGCCCAGGGAGCGUUUACGCGAGGUGGCAUUCUGUACUUUGCCCUCAUCAUCAAUGGCUGGCUCCAGUUUCCCGAGCUCUUCGAUGCUCAUACCAAUAGACCUGUGGUCGAGCGACAAGCACAUCUCCAUCUCAGUCGCCCGUCCGCUGUAGCAGUUGCUCGCUUCCUGAUUGACCUGCCUCUAAUUGCCUUUCAGCACGUCAUCUUCAUAAUCAUAUUCUACUUUCUCGCCAGACUCCAAUUGGAUGCAGGCAAAUUCUUCUUCUUUUAUUUGACUCUGUUCAUCUCAACCGUCUGCUUUAGCAACCUGCUGCGGAUGUUUGCAUACUACGUCAGGACUCUGGAUGAUUGCUUCCGAUAUGGCGGCUUCUCCUGCACGGUUCUACUUCUGUUCGCCGGCUUCUUGAUUCCUCCGGGUGAUAUGCGACCGUACUUUGGGUGGCUUCAUCACAUCAACCCUAUGUUUUACGGGUUUGAAAAUCUCUUCGUCAACGAGUUCGCCGGGCUCUCGCUCGACUGCGCCGACAUCCUCGUCCCGCAGGAUGGACAAGCGGGCUUCCAGACGUGUUCAAUCCGCGGCGGAUUGCCCGGUCAAACUACCGUGCCAGGCAUCCAGUAUGCGGAGACAUUCGGCUUCUCUUUCGCGCAUAGGUGGCGUAAUAUUGGUAUCAUGAUCGCCAUCGGCAUCGCGUAUCUUAUCGUUGGAAUCAUCGGCAGCGAGACGCGUAACUUUACUUCGCAGGGCGGGUCGCCACUCGUCGUCCUUGGGAGGGCAUCUCAUGAAAAGGAGAAAACCGACUCAGCGGAUCCUGAAAAAUCCGCGCCAGCUGCCUCGUCCGAUGCGAUUGACAGUUCGACCGGAGAGCUUGCUCUGACGUGGCGCGAUGUCCGCGUGAACAUUGGCGAGAAGCAAGUCCUCCAGGACAUCUCAGGCUACGUCCGUCGAGGCGAGUUAACUGCGCUAUGCGGUGCAAGUGGUGCGGGCAAGACGACUUUACUCACAGCGUUGAGCCAGACCAACUUUGCGGGUGAGCUCCAUGGGGAGGUCCUGGUUGGGAAUAAGCCACCUGGCGCGUCGUACCGCAAGGCUGCGGGCUUUGCUCAACAGAUGGAUCUGCAUGAUGGGACAGCGACCGUGAAGGAGGCGUUUGAGUUUUCGGCGCUCCUGCGUCAGCCAAAAACGUACAGCAAAGCCGAAAAGCUGGCAUAUGCUGACCGUCUUCUUGACCUGCUUGAUCUACGCUCCGUACAAGACGCUCUCAUCGGCGACGAGGGAGCUGGACUGGGGGUGGAAAAGCUGAAGCGAGUAACGAUUGGAGUUGAACUGGCCGCACGACCUCAAGUACUCUUUGCCGACGAGCCGACAUCUGGUCUGGACUCCCAAGGUGCAGCUCGUAUCGUGCACUAUCUCAAGCUGCUUGCGCGCCAGGGACAGGCUAUUGUCGUCACGAUCCAUCAGCCAUCGGCGCUCCUGUUCUCCCAGUUUGAUAACCUCCUCGCGCUUUCUUCUCAGGGACAGCAGCUCUAUUUUGGCAAGGUGGACUCGGCGCUCGAGUACUUCGCCAGCCAUGGAGCGAUCUGCCCUUCCGGCACAAACCCUGCAGAGUUCAUUCUCGAGACAGUCGGCGCGGGUGUCAAUGCGAGAGAGAGCGAUAAAUCAUCCGACUGGGCAGCCAAGUGGGCUUUGUCGCCCGAGUCCGAGCGCUUGCGCAGCGAAAUUGAAGAGAGUAAACAGCGUCCACAACCUGAUGAGGUGGAUGAGGACAUCUCUGAAUAUAAUGCCUCGCUUCUGCUCCAGAUCAAGCUACUCACCACACGAAUGCUGAAGAACCAGUGGCGAAAUACGGCGUACAUGUACUCGAAGAUAUGGGUGCAUGUCAUCAGCGCCAUCUUGGUCGGCUUCACAUUUUACAAGAUCGGGACGAGCCCCCAGGAUUUGCAGAACCGUGCCUUUAGCGUUUAUUUUAUCCUGUUUCUCUGCAACGCUAUUGUGAAUGUGAUUCUUGCGAGGUACUUCUUCGCCAGCCUGUACUGGCAGUUCCGUGAAGGACCAUCUCAUGCUUAUGGCUGGGUCGCGUUUGCCUCGUCCACUGUUCUGGCCGAGAUUCCGGGUGCGAUUUUCGUCACCGUGCUAUAUUAUCUACUCUGGUACUUCCCUAGCGGCCUACCACAUAGCGAAGCGGGAUAUAUCUUCCUCUUUCUUCUUACCUAUGAGAUCUUUCAGGUCCUGCUUGGUCUCUUCAUGAUGGCUGUAAGCCCCGACCUCGGAGUCGCAGGUAACGUGCUCGUCUUCAUCGUCUGCACAUUCAACUGGUUCAACGGCAUCAUUGUCCCCUACGAGCAAAUCCAGGUGUUUUGGCGGUACUGGCUAUACUACCUCUCCCCCUUCACCUACCUCCUCGGCGGCAUGGUAACAGCCGUAAUCGCCGACACAUCCAUCACCUGCUCCCCAGCCGACCUAACAGUCUUCAACCCGCCCUCUGGCGAAUCCUGCGGCUCCUACGCAGCAUCCUGGACAUCCUCCGUGUCAGCCCAGCUCCUCAACCCGAACGCCACGGAGCUGUGCGAGGUGUGUCCUUUCAUGUCGGGGGAGCAGUACCUCGAUCAGUUCCAUUUGGGGCAGGGGCGGCUGGGAGGCAAGUGGGGUGCCUGGGGGAUUUUUGUGCUGUUUACACUGGUGAAUCUGGGGUUGGUUUACUUCUUUACGUGGGCGACCAAGGUGAAGAGGUGGAAGGUUUUCUAUUUCUUCUAGUCAACCGCUAUGGAAUAGGUUGAUGGGAAUGGGUGGAAUGUUAGUAUCAGGAGGAUAUCGUUAGGGAAAUUGUCACCUUGGAACUCCAUUCUAUAUACUCUUGAUCGGAAUCCAUCUAAUAGAUUCACAGGUAGUAUAUGCUUUAUCAAAUAGCGUAAGAUAAUUUGCAGCAGAAUUAUAGAA